GACGGAAGCGCACAGUCUUCUUUCACACUCCAAGGAGUAUUGUUUUACCAACUAAAGUUUCAUCGGAAUAGGUCUACAGUUGAGAAUAUGAAUCUACUUGUGGUGUUGGUGAUUGUGACAACGGUCUUGAACAUUAUAAGAGCAGCACCCAGCGGCGUGGACAUAAGUAAUGACGAAUUGUUGGAUGGGAAAUAUCUGUGUGAAGCCGGAUCUAAAAAAUAUGAUGGACCUUUUCUCGUAAGAUUAAUAGCUACCACAAACGGGCAAACUGUCGUCUGCUAUGAGUGCAGCCAGUCGGAAUUUAAAACCAAGUACAAUGUUAAGCCCUGUGCGGAGCGCCUGACACCAGGCAAGCUCGUUGGGAGUGGCCACCAUAGGGAGGCAGUGCCGUACCUGAUUAGAAUGGAUCCCAUCUACAACAAGGACACCUGGGGCAGCAAACUCAAAAGGAACUUUGAUGAAAUUGACAAGGCAUCGGCCAGUUUCAGCAUUCUGAACCAACUUGUCUAGUGAUAUCAUUUUAAGUGCUUGUAAAUGCUCACGGCCACGAACGAAUACCCGACCAAAAGAUACUGAUACUCAGCCAAAUAUGCUUCAUGUCAAGGGAUACAUACUAGCAAAUAAAUUAAACGUAUUAUAAAUAAAACGAAUAUGACUGUUA
This is a messenger RNA of Drosophila subobscura, 661 nucleotides long. RefSeq lists its product as uncharacterized. Bases 88 to 510 code for a protein of 140 amino acids. The record is from RefSeq and is a predicted model, not a curated record. The transcript is spliced from 4 exons. NCBI's taxonomy places the organism in Eukaryota, Metazoa, Arthropoda, Insecta, Diptera, Drosophilidae.